This is a messenger RNA of Ustilago hordei, 2304 nucleotides long. RefSeq lists its product as uncharacterized. NCBI's taxonomy places the organism in Eukaryota, Fungi, Basidiomycota, Ustilaginomycetes, Ustilaginales, Ustilaginaceae. The coding region runs from base 1 to 2304 and encodes 767 amino acids. The transcript has a single exon. Gene Ontology annotation, biological process: response to oxidative stress. The record is from RefSeq and is a predicted model, not a curated record. Gene Ontology annotation, cellular component: nucleus.
AUGGUCUCACCCCAGUCGUCCCUGCGUCGGCGAGGGGGAGGUUCGGUCAGCAAACCCCCCGGUCACGCACGGGCCGAAUUCGAUGGGUUUGGGUCCUUCGUCGAUUCUUCCUCCGCUUUCCCUUCCAGCUUCGAUCCAGGGUUGUCAGAAACAUUCGAUAACGAAGCGACGUCCUCUUCAGUAGCUGUGUCGUCACCAACACAGGCAUGCUCCGACUCAACAUCACAGCCGCAACCACAGAACACGGAAAAUGAAGAUGCCGACGAAUGGACAGAAGCAGACAUGGUCUCAAACUUCUCGCCUGUCGAAACGCAUUUUCCGAAGCACCACCUUGAUCAACCAGCAUCAGCGUCGACGUCGUCAUUACACUCAACGCCUAUGUCAAACAGCAAACCAGUAGCUAAGCGCAAGAUCAGCGGCAGAGGAACAUCGUCAGAAUGGGCCGAUUGGAACACCUUUCUAGCAGCACAUACUCUUCCAAAUCAACAACAGACGCCGUCACAAGCUGCUGCUGCUGGAAUAUCGACAGAUUCCAAGCCUACAGCACCAAUUACUGUCAAUCCUGCCGAUGACGCCUUCUUUGACGCCUUCGAAGUGGCUACCAACCCGAAUCGAGCGCCUUCUCCGCCAAUCAUCGAUCUUCGUGGUGUCGAAAAGAAGCUUGAGGAGAAGAAGAAACAGCAUCAGCAGCAAAAGGGGACUCCAAGUCUGGCAGAUGAUGACUUCUUCUCUCGCUUCGAGCGAUCGCCUCAGACAGCGCUAGGGAGGGCAAGUCCGUUAGUGCUUGAGCCGGAUCAGUUGGAAAGCAUGCACGAUGCAAGCACAAGUCCACUAGCCACCUCCUCGUCGAACUCGUAUUUUGGGCUCUCGGCGCAACCCAAGCCAAUCAGCGGUGGCGGAGGUGGUGAGCAGAGGCGUAAUACAGGGUCAAGAUCGGGAGGAGCUUUCUCCCCAGCCUCACCAUCAAGUUGGACCGGCAGUCUGAGAAAGACAUGGACAACACUGCGUGGGAUCCAAAGCGAAAUCGUAAGCCAUCUGCCGAGUGCAAGCGACUUCAUCGUGCCGGCGGAAGAAGCCGAGGAGGCCAAAGCUCCUCCAGGGGUUGGUGCAGUUGACACCAAACCUGGUGGAGGUCUGCUGAUUGCUAGUGAUGCACUUUCCACCCAUCCCAACGGUGAUGACCAAGGUCGUCGAUCCUCAAGUACCGGUCGUAGGAACAACCAAACAUUCCCGCACGCCUCUGCCUACAGUCAGACCACUCCCUUUGGCUCUUCCUCCGCAUCAUCAUCAGGCUUCUCUUCGGGCGCAGCAGCACCUUCUCACAACCCUUCAGCACCUCUACGCGCACGAGAUCUGUUCGCUUCUUCCAGUACUGCUUCCCUCGGCUCCCACCCUCCUUCCAUCAGCUCGAGCGGGACUCUUCGUCGAGGACCAAUGCAUUCUUCCACAGCCCCCAUCUCCGGUGCACCUGGCUUCGACACCUCUUCAACCCGCCAAUGGAAUACUGGGCAUUGGACACUCGACGAUGAAAAGCAAAAGCGAUCUAUUCCAGUAACACUGUCUAAGCGUCGUGCCGAGACCGAAACAGUUAUUGAAGACUCUCAUGCUGCUCAAUUGCAAGCUCUCCUUCCGCCGAGAUUGCAGUUGGGGAAAAGGUGGAGUUUGCUAUAUUCGCUGGAUCAGCAUGGGAUUUCAUUGCAGACAUUGUACCAUCAGGUAAGUGCGGGGUUAGAUCCGAUGAAGAGGGUUGUUUCCGGCAGUACUCCGGGUGGUGGAGAGGAGAGUGGUGAGGCGGAGGGCUGGUUGAGAGGUGCAUCAAGAGAAACGCAGGAAGCAUUGGGUACGCGAUCGAACGGCAAGAUGCACGUCGGUGGAGGUCUAAGUAGCAUAAGCGAUGCUGGGUUGGUGAUCGCAAUCAAGGACGAGAAGGAUCACGUUUUUGGUGCAUUCGUGAAUGAAAAGCUGAGGCCUCAGCAGCAUUACUAUGGCUCGGGGGAAUGUUUCCUUUGGAAGACCACCUCCUCUACCAGUGAGAACGAGGAGGGUAGGGUGGAGAGAUACAAAUGGACGGGCAGGAACGAUUACAUGGUUCUUUCAGAGUCUACAUUUCUGAGUGUAGGAGGAGGCGAGGGCAAGUUCGGCUUAUGGCUAGAUGGUGCCCUGGAGAAGGGUGUUAGUAGCUGUUGUCCCGCUUUCGAUAACGAGGUCUUGUGCGAUGGGAAGAGGAGAGGCGAGGGGAGGAAGGAUGGAGAAGGGAGAUUCGAAUGUUUUGGUCUGGAAGUGUGGGCUGUUGGCAUCGACUAG